UUUGAGGAAUUCAUGUUAAAUUGGCUUGCCAUGGCUCCUCGUUGUGCAGAUGCCUUCUCGAAUAAUAUCUGAUAGUUACAGAGUAGCCGACCUCCGUGACCGGAUAACUAACACGGAGAUCCCGUAACCUGCCUUUCUAAAGAGCAAGACGGGCGGGACAGAGAAGUCAGCUACUUUUCAUCUGUUUCGGUUAAUAUUACACUGAAAUUAUACUGUACUUUCGACUGGCAGUGCCUUGUCUCAUCGCGCUUCUCCUGUCUGCUGCUCAAGUUCAGUAUGACGGCCAUAAAAAUCAGGGUGGGAUCUGUUCCACAGGAGAAGUCCACUCCUCUUUUUCUACACUUAUUUUGCCGCAGUCUUAUUAUCCUGUGUACAUCUCUGUCUGUUGUUUUGUCAUCUGUGGCUAUUUGUGAUGGUUACUGGCUACUAGCCGGCCGCCAGAUGUUUGGCCUGUGGUAUUUCUGUUCGCUAGAGAAGCAGCAGAGUUUUCAGUCUGGGUACCAGGGCUUUAAGGCUUCCUCUAACUGCACAAGACAUCUGGAAGAUGCAGGGGUGGAAGGCUUAGGAAUGGGGCUGGCAGUGUGUCGUUCGGCGAUUACGCUGGCUGUGGUUAGUGCCGUAUUUGGACUGGAGUUGCUUGUGAUGUCACAGGUGAGCGAAGGGCGGGACUCUAGUCGACGCUGGACCCUGGGGGCAUGGCUUGUGCUGCUGGCGGGUGUAAUGGCUGUGGGAGGUGUCGCAACCUUUGUACUCUGGUUGGGGACAUUUGCUACACUCUUUGGCUUCACUCUCACAUUCUGGUGCCAGUUCACAGCUACCUUCCUCUUCUUCCUCAAUGGAAUAGCAGCACGACACAUACAGCAUAUUGCACCACUGUGGUCUUUUAGUGGAAAUCCUGACAAACCGAUAUCAGUUCUUCCCUAACAAUAAACGCUCAGGAUUUUUUAACCUGCAUUAGAAAUGUUUCCUCUUGAGCAGUUCUGACCUGUUGAAAAGAAUCUGCAUGCUUCUUGAUACUGAUUAAUGUUUUGACAAAUUUUUGUUUGGUUGUAUUAUGUUUAAUCAUAACAUUUUCAAUACAUAUUGUUAAAUAAUGCUUUCACAGAUUUUUAUUUUUGUGUCAUUAACUUUUAUUUUCAUUUAAUGUACUGAACUUGUGCAUUAAUCCUAGUUGAAGAUCAUAUCCAAUAUUCAUCUUUAAAUAAACAUGAUUAACUCAAAGAGAUGUCUUUUACAGUUAAUUUGAUAAAGA
This is a messenger RNA of Xyrauchen texanus (razorback sucker), 1252 nucleotides long. RefSeq names its product transmembrane protein 37 (gene tmem37). Bases 277 to 924 code for a protein of 215 amino acids. NCBI's taxonomy places the organism in Eukaryota, Metazoa, Chordata, Actinopteri, Cypriniformes, Catostomidae. Gene Ontology annotation, molecular function: calcium channel activity; voltage-gated monoatomic ion channel activity. The record is from RefSeq and is a predicted model, not a curated record. Gene Ontology annotation, cellular component: membrane. The transcript is spliced from 2 exons.